Molecule: messenger RNA, 1293 nt
Organism: Vanderwaltozyma polyspora DSM 70294
Lineage: Eukaryota; Fungi; Ascomycota; Saccharomycetes; Saccharomycetales; Saccharomycetaceae
Exons: 1
Coding region: 1-1293 (430 amino acids)
Biological process (GO): mitochondrial L-ornithine transmembrane transport
Molecular function (GO): L-ornithine transmembrane transporter activity
Source: RefSeq, a predicted model, not a curated record
AUGACAGAAUUGGAUGACAACAGCAUUACAACAACCAAUUCUGAUGUUUCAAAUGCUGUUGUAUCUCCCAAAGGUACCUCUUCGAGUACAAUCAUUGGUGCACUUACUGCUGGUGGAAGAUCAAUGGUAUACCAGAUAACGUCAUUCUAUCUAAGAACUCCGGUGAAACUCUUUAAGCCUGCUAGAUUCGAAUACCAUCAUUAUUUGAAAACUAUAUUGAAUGGUGAAAAAACAGAUAAACCUCAAUACCCUAAGCAAAGGUACAAAUCUUUAGUUCAAAAUUCAUCAAUUGGAAUUUUGACUCAGGCUUUGAAUAAAUACGGUUGGAAAGUAAUCCCAGAUAGGGUAUUGCCUCCCUUAUUAAUAAAUUCUGCAACUGGUGUAAUAUUAUAUUCCACUUAUUUGAACACACUAUCAUAUUUAUCUUCUGUUGAACCUUCAAAGGAUGUCGAACAAAUAUCUCAUAAUACAAUCAACAUAUUUGCGUCUGGAUGGCUAGCUGGUGCUGCACAAGCUCUAGUGUCCACUCCUUUCGAUGCAAUUUAUACAAGGUCUACAACCGCUGAAAUUUUUGAAAGUGUUCAUAAAUAUAAGAACUUAUGGAAUUUUGGCCUAGAGAAAUUGAAAGAGAUUGGUUUGGUCGGUUGCUAUAGUGGAUUCACACUUGCUUUGAUAAAGGAAUCAUUAUCAUAUGCUAUAUAUUUUACAACCUUUGAAGUUAUGAAGGGCAAUAUAUGUCAGAGGUUUGUAGUAUUUUUGGAAAAUUAUAGAGGAUUUAAAUCCAAACUUAACAAUUUAAUUAGUUUCAAGGACGAUACUUGUAUUGACCAAAAUACAUUGGUAUCUGAUAGGGAGAAAAAAUGGAUCUCAAGAGCAUUUAUAUUUGCUGGAGGUGUAACAGCAGCAUUCUUCUUACAAGUUAUACAAUAUCCUUUGACUAAAAUUCAAAAAAUACACUUUUCAAGGCUAGAAGCAUUUGACAUUUACAACAAAUCAUUAUUAAAAAAUCCAAACUCUUUUGAAAACUAUUUCCAAAAAAGUACCAACUCCUUGAUUAGAGGUAAUAAGAAUACUAAGUUGCCACAUUUACCACCUUUUCGCAUCUAUCUGAAUUCUUACAUCGAUACAUUAUUGCAUAUUCACUUCAUUCAUAAGAACACAAACGAUCUUGUAAGGUGGUUAUAUAAAGGUUUCACAAGAAAAACAUUAGCUGUUAUUCCUGGCACUACCGCUGGUCUUUUAUUACUAGAUUAUAUGAAAACAUCUCUGGAAAAUGAACAAAGCAACAGUUAA